Messenger RNA from Columba livia (rock pigeon), 6586 nucleotides. RefSeq names its product cilia and flagella associated protein 69 (gene CFAP69). Gene Ontology annotation, biological process: response to odorant; olfactory behavior; positive regulation of flagellated sperm motility. Gene Ontology annotation, cellular component: sperm midpiece; non-motile cilium. Bases 133 to 3018 code for a protein of 961 amino acids. The record is from RefSeq and is a predicted model, not a curated record. Lineage: Eukaryota; Metazoa; Chordata; Aves; Columbiformes; Columbidae. The transcript has 23 exons.
GGAGCGCACGGCGGGCCCAGCACCCGACACCUCGGCGGUGCCCACAGGCCGGGGGUGCCGGCGGGCGGAGCCGGCCCGGCGCGGCCGUUCGGCCUGAGCCCCUGCGGCGGGAGGCGGCACCGCCCCGCUCCCAUGGCAACGGCGCGGGCCGCGCUGCGGAGCGGGAUCAUGGCCUCUCUGGCCGUGGCUGAGCCCCCCGCCUCACGGGCGCCCUCUCGGUCUCCGGCCCGCUCCCCAGCCCGCUCCCCGGCGCUGUCGCCUGCCCCCGGCCCCUCUCGCUGCGGCGGAGAGCGGCACAGGAGCCGCUCGGGCGCCGGCGCGGACCUCGGCGCCAUUCAGGAUGCACAGUUAAGAUCAGUGGAUCUGAAUCACGUCAUCAAACUGCUGGAAGAUUCAGACUCAAAAGAUUUGGAAAAAGAACAGCUGAAAGCUCUCAAGAAGGUAGUCAAGCGUUUUGAAAAUGGGCUUCCCCUUAAGGAUUUAGCACAAGUAGUUGAAAUUCUUAACCUAUGUGCAGAAAAAGUGAAUGAACAAGAAGCUUUCACUGAGCCUUUAUGCGAACUUAUUAAAUUAUGCGGGUUACCAUUUCAGAAAAAGAAAUCAUCUGAUGAAGUAAGCUAUUCUGUGGCAGCUUCAAAAUCCAUUGCCCAACUGGGUUAUUUGAUGAGGGUACCAAGCUCUCAAGUUAGAAUACAAAUCUGUAAGUGUGUUGUUAGCUUUUAUAAUAUGGAGCUACCAAGAAAACUACUUCCAGGUUACCAGCCAACAAACGCAAACUAUAAAAUUCAGAUGGCUGAAUUGGGAGGAUUAGCAGAAACUCUUGUUUUGUCACUCGCAUUAGUUGAAAAUCAUCUUACUGAGAAGUUGUGGGUACUUAAAGCUCUCCAGCAUCUCUCCAGCUCUGGAGUAAAUUGCGGACUUAUGAUGAAGGCCCAAGCAGCCAGCAGGCUCUGUUUAUAUCUAAAUGGUGUUGAUCCCUCAGGACAGCUGGUGUUCCGCUCCUCAGAAAUCCUAUGGAACCUGUUAGAAAACACCUCAAAGGAAGAAGUUGUUAAUCAGCUCAGUAGCUUGGAAUGUGUACAUGCUUUGAAAGAAACAUUUCUAGACCUUCUCCUUCAUGGCUUCCGGCAUUGUGAUCGUCAGCUACGGAAUGACCUCUUGGUGAUCGCCACAUUACUAGCUGAAAACCCUGCAGCACCUAUGAUUGAAAGUGGAUUUACAAAGCUGUUAAUAGUACUUGCAACAUUUACUGAAGUUAAAAUUCCCAACCCCUUGGUGAAAGGUCUUAAACUUACCUAUGGUUAUGAGGACUUCGAGCUGAAGAAGUUACUAUUUAAUGUAAUAGGAAUCUUAUCUAAAGACCCAUGUGCUGUACAGCUUCUCAGUGAAAGUGACGUCAUGCCAGCUUUACUUUAUUAUGUAAAACCAAAUCAAAAGCCUGGAUUUAAUGACUGGUCUGCUGUCCAGUAUGAAGAAUUACAGCUUCAUGCAAUUGCUGUUUUAGCUUCAGUGGCUCCUGUGUUAAUAGAUAAAUAUUUGUCCUGUCAAGCGAAUACUCUUCUCCUUGUGUUUCUAGAAUGGUGUGUAGGCCAAGAUCCUUUCUUUGGUCAAGGUAACAGUUUCCAUGGAACAGGUGGUCGUGGCAACAAACUUGCACAAAUGCGCUACAGCCUGAGAGUGCUGAGAUCCGUUGUGUCUCUUUAUGAUGAUGCUGUGAACCUUAAUUUGUGUGACCAGGGAGCAAUUAGCCAGCUAUUGGACAUUCUAAAGUAUGCAGCAAACAAAUCCAAAGAGAAAGAAGAUGCCAUUCUACUGGAAAUCCAAGCUGAUAUAUUGUUUCUCUUGUCUGGUCUCUGUGAAAAUGAUCUCCACAGAAAGGAACUGUUCAGCUAUGAAGGAGUUGAUAUACUUAUCCCAUUCCUUCAAAUGGAUCCAAAGAAGUUAUAUAGUGGAUUAGGCCACAAUCAUCUCCUCUUCAGUGCACUUGACUGCUUGUGGUCCUGUGUCAUUGGAUGUUACAUCACAGAGGAUUAUUUUCUUGAAAAACAGGGCAUUUUCCUCCUUAUGGAUUUGUUGGCAUUAAAGCAAAAGAACCUGCGUAAUAUAAUUCUUGGAAUCUUGGUUGAAUUUUGUGACAACCCUAAAACCACUUCACAUAUCAGUACCUGGCGAGGGGAGAAAGAUCAAACUGCAGCUCACCUUCUAAUAAAGUUAUGGAGACAGGAGGAGUUGGAGCUAGGAGUCAAACGGGAUCAAUUUGGAAGGAUUGUUGACAUGAAGCGACCUAUUGCUAGCAGCUUCCAGAAACAGCAAGAGGUCAUCCCCUUGCCUGCCAACUGUCCCAGCUUUGCCAUUGUGGAAGUUUCAGAAAACAUACGGGCAAAACUUUAUUCAUUAUUGUGCAAGCUAGGUUUUGAAAAUUUACCUGGCUUAUCUGCUAAGGAUUUUGUCACACUUGCCAUCAUACGACGUUAUAUUGACUUUAAAGUUGGAGAAGUUUGGAGUGAAGUGUGUGCAGAAAUAAUAGAAGAAUUCAAGCCUGUUUCAUCAGAUGAGGAAGCCUUGAAAAUUAUUUCAGAAGUACCAGAAGAUACUGGGAGAAUAGUUGCUGCUUUGCAGACUGAAGUGCUUGAAAGUCAACAUCACCAAGAAAUUCAAGAGGAGGAAAAAACAUAUAAAAAGAUCCAAGCUAUCCAUAAACAGAGAGAAAUGGUAGCUAAAUCUUGGGAAAAUUUCUUGACUCGGACAUCAGACUAUGAGGCAUUGAAGAAAGCAAAAAAGCUUCAGGAAAAAUCAAUAGAAACUUCCAGAUCUAAAUUGAAGAUUGAAAAUGGAACAGCCCAUUCUACUGAUAUUAAAGGCCUUGGUACAACAAUUGGAUCUGGUCGCUUAGUAACUGUUGAAACUACACCUCCUCAAUUAAUUGGAGGGCCACUGGCUGUUAGAGACCUUUCUCUUAAAAAGCCCGCUGUUUGUGAAAGAGCCUUAAAAAACAUCAAAAAACAUCAAAAGACUUAAAACGUUGGACUCAGUCAAGAAAGGUUCGGUACAUGUAGAAUAGUGUUCUGAGCAGUGCUUUUAAUAUUUUAGUUAACCGUAUGUGUAUUUUAGAUAAAAGAUAAAAUCUGCUUUGAUGAAUUGCAUAGAACAUCUGGAGAAUACAAUUAUAUUUUGUCUUAACUAAUAUAAACAUGGGAAUGAUUUAUUAAUGAAAUACCCUGUACAGUAUGGUACAAAGGUAUGUUGAGUCUAAUAAUUUUGAGUGCUAGUGUCAGGCUACCCUGAUCCACUAUCACUAAGUCCACUGUUUAGAUUUCCACCUCUUGUUGACACAUUCCACACUUCGUAGUUGAAGUAUCUUUGAGCAGCGUGAUGAACCUUCACAUAAACACAUUCAGUUCUUCAUUUUCCUGGACAUCAUACCCGUGUGCUUUGUCCAAGUCCAUUUUUUUUCCCUUGAAUUGCUGCCUUUAACAUUAGGACUUCUGUUCUCUCACUUUUCAUAUAAAGACUCACUAAGAAGCUUCUCUGUGCCAACAGUUUCCCCAAGCCUGUUGGAGAGACAUGCUGAAAUGUCUGGCUCCUUGUGGGUUUCUCACAACUCUUACCUGAUCUUACUAUUCUAAUUAUUUCUUGGGUUAUUGCCCAUCUUGUCUCCAACAAGAAUUGAUCCUCAUUCACCCUAGCACCUCUAGAAUACCAAGACAAACUUGUGAGCAGCAGAUCUUUUUGUAGACGACUCAAGUUUCUAAGCUAUUGUCUCCUUUCCAAACUUGGGCAAAGCCAGAGUUUGCUAUAUUACAAUAGAGCAAGAUUCUCCCUGAGGCUGUUUCUUCAAUUUAAAACCAGUUGCAGUCCAGUGCUACAGCAUAAAUUGCUGUGACAUUGCAAGGGGUUCUGUGACAUACAAGCACGUUGUCUGUCAUUUUUACCUGUAAGAAAUGUUUUGAGAAAAGCGCAAGCUUUCACUUUGUUAAACUCCAACUUGAAAAAUAGAAAUAAAUUUGAACUAAACAGGUAGAAUUUAGUUUCCAGCGCCGUUUUUUACUUCCUGAAAGGGGGACGCGCUGGGGUAGGGGGUGUGUAUAAGCGUUUCUUAAAAAUAUGUUUGUCCCUGUAACAAGACAUUGCAGUGCUGGCAUUAAAAAUUAAAGCAGAGAUUUUUGUUUAAAAAUUGUCUACUUAAAUUCCAUAAAAAGGAGAAUCUAAAGAAAAUUAUAAAAUAUAGAAUGGUAUUUAAAUUUUAGAGAAAUCUUCCUAUGUUGUUUCCAAAGAAGCAUUUUCUUAUGGGCAGUUCUGUUAAGCAUUACAUUGUAGAGUAAGAUAGUCAUCUAGUGCUUAAAGCUAGAGAAAUUAAAUUGAACUAUGCUAAUUUAAUUUAAUUUUUAUGCUGGGUGCUUGCUCACUGGUAAUUUUUAGGUGUGAUCUCAUUUAAUUAGGACUUCUUUUUUCCAAAAAUUAUCUGCAUAAAGUUGAAGCAUGUUUUCUUAAGCAAGCCUGUAUGCAUAUUUCUUGCCUGCCGGCAAGCAAGUUAAGCUAAGGUAUAGAGACAUGAUAUAACUGAAGUCCUCUAUGUCAAGUAAAGUCUUGCUUAGUUGUUUAUAUUUCUCUGACAACUCUUCAGCAGCCAUGCUGCUUUAUUACUGGUUUAGAUAAUGUCAAAAUAUAUCCACACACUGGGGCCACAAAAAGUAUGCUCCAUUGUCUUUUCACAGUUAAAACCAAACAGUAAAUAUGUGACUAGGAGAACAAAGACUAUGACAUUUAGAGGUUUUUUACAUAUGUGAAUGCGUGGGUGACUCAUUACUACUGGCAGCAAGGCAAAGGUCCAUUUUUUUCAAAAAAACCCAUAUGGGACUCAUGCAUAAAUCCUUCAAAUUUCUGAACAAAAGCUAUAGCAGUACAGUGUAGCCCAGGAUCUUUUAACUGACAAUCAGUUUAUAUUUAUGCUUAUGUAAAAACUUUAAAUCAGGCACAAAUGAGCACCACAGCAUUCGUCCCUCAGCUGCAUUGUGCUUCUACUGCAGACACCCAGCGGGCAAGUAGCUGCAAAUACUCUUGUCAAUGGUAAUAAAGACUGGAGAAAGAAGGGGAUAGAAUUUCCUGAAAUGCUUACAUUUACACUUCAUGAGUGAAUACUAACACAAGGCUUCACAGCAGCAUGGACGGCAUUUGAUUUUGCCAGCCAGCCAGGGACGAUGAUCUGGCUGCCCAGGCGGGAGGAACCCAUGAAAACCGGGCUUGCUGUUUGUGCUGUAACCCAGGGAUGGAGAGAGUGCUGAGAACUGGGCGGGGGGCGGGGGGGGAAUAUCAUCCCAUUCGCUGUUAAUGCCUCUAGCAGAGACCCCAGGAGUAACCAGCUGCCCUUCCAUGGCUCUGUCAUAGACAAAACAGGUACGUCCACCUGGAAUUUGUGCUGCUGCUGCUGCUUAUGGUGCUGUGUUCCUCUUGUUCACAAUCACCCCACACUUUGACAGAUACUGCAGGGUGACCAUACAAAUAGAUUGUUCAAGCAUUCCAGAGCCAGUUACAGGAGAUGCUAAGCACCUUUGUCUCCUAUAGAAAACUAAUGAAAACAAAGACUUACAGUCUGAGGAACGACGGAGCUUUUAAAACUGCAUAGGAUACCUUGCUCUGACACUCAAUGAAAAGACCACUUAUAUAGAAACAUUACCUUUAAAACGUUAUUAUAGUUUUACAUUUCUGUAGGUGAUUAAUAAAAUUAUUUGUAGGUGUGAAUUUAUUUACAGGAUUUUAUUUAUCAUAGUUUAUUUAUCUGGUUUAUGACAGUUAAAGCACUUUGUUGCAAAUGCAAUACAGUACACAGCUAUAUAAACUGGAUAUUGCUGGAACAGAUUAGACAAUAACUCUCAAAUAGCUGUUCUUCAUGAUGUAUCAAUUCCUGAAACCUCUGGGUUUGGGUCAGUCAUGACUCCCUCUAUUUGCUCAAAAGAAAAGGUAUAUUUAAAAUAUUUAUUGUAUCAUGAACUUACAGGGAUAUUCAUGGCUAAGAGAAAUUUCUCACUACUUUUGUACCUGCUCCAGAAUACCGUAGGAGACGUAUUUUACAAGAUGUGGUUCAAUAUUGUGUUUACCUAAAUUAACAUUUACGCAUCUAUGAGAACUGUUGGGUAUUUUAUGAGCUAUGUAUGAGCUAGGCAUUAUGUGGGAUGGAUUUCUUGUUACUUAUGAAGGUUUAUAUGCUGUUACUGUAGAAUACUGUUUCCUACAAUAAUUAAACUCAGUUGGGAUCUCAUCAAAGGCUGGAACACAACAGGGACUGAACAAGCUGCCUUGCCCAAGGAGUAAAGCAGAGAACAGUCAGCAUCCCUGAUUGUUCCCACUUGAUCUCAGGCUUUCUGUGCUCAGGAGAAAUGGGUUAACUAGACGGUUAAUCUCCCUGAACCAGCUCACCCAUGCUCGAUGUUUUCUUAUGUGGGAGCCCUAGUCAAGCCACUCUCUCACUCUUAACCCACUUGAUGCACAGGACCCUUCUCAACUGUGAACUUGCCUGCUAGGACAGGGAUGGAUUGUAUCAUCUUAUUUACCUGUAUGAAUGUGUAAAUAAAGAGCAGUCUUGUGUAAA